AUGCUUGGUUUGGAUAAUGCUGGAAAGACGACGCUUCUUUUCAAGCUGAAAUUGAAAGAAGACCCGAAUUCCAAAAUUGACUUUGGGCAAGAAAAUUUAACAUUUGAAAAUAUGAAUAUUAACGUUUUGGAUCUUGGCGGGACUCGAAGGGACCAUUAUUAUGCUUAUUUCAACCCGUUCAAACGCCGAAUUUGUGACGCCCUGAUAUUUGUCGUUUGUAGUUGGGAGGAAGUGCGAUUUAAUGAAGCGCGUCAAGCGCUUCACUGUGCUCUUCACGAUUUUGAACUCACUGAAGUCCCAAUUUUGGUUUUCGCUAACAAACAAGACCUCCCCGGAUCGAAAUCAGCCGAGCAAAUAGCAAAAGCCUUGGAUUUAACAUCGAUCAAGAGCCACAGAUGGUUUAUUGUUGGGACGAACGCGAUCACUAGCGAAGGGGUCUAUGAGGGUCUCACAUGGCUCAAGGAGACAUUGACACAAUGA
Caenorhabditis bovis is the source of this 480-nucleotide messenger RNA. NCBI's taxonomy places the organism in Eukaryota, Metazoa, Nematoda, Chromadorea, Rhabditida, Rhabditidae. The record is from the annotation of a GenBank genome assembly.